AUGUCCUUGGUCCCCCCAACGUUUGAACCUAGCGAAGCCCCCCCCGUGGUGCCUUUGCUUGUCGCGCAAACCGACAUGUUCUAUCAUCUGGAUCGGCGCCCUCGUCUCCUUGCAGAGGAAGAUAUCUUUCACGUGUCGCUGUCAGGUGGCCCAGUGCGUUCUACUAGACACACCCAGCGUGCUGCAGCGCCAUACUCUCAGAGUCGCCGUGUUACAUUCCGCACCUCUGAUCGACCCGCCGACGGUGGUGGCAAGCUUGCAAAGCCGUCGGGAGAGGUUGCCCGUCUCAACAGGGACGGGUAUAACCUUGUGAACAUAUUGAAGCAACACGGCUGGACCGACCCUUUGAUCCACAGUGUCAAGGAGCUUGUACAUGGGAAGGUCAGAGAGUUCCUCGAUCAAUCCAAGUCUAUAUCAAAGCAAGACAAGGCGAAGCUCGAGCUCGUGAAGGAAAAGGUCAAGGAUGUGUACCCGUGGCUCGGAGACUACGAAAGUUGCUGGCCCAUUCACGACAUGAUCAAAACUCACCUGAAGUAUCAGGCCUCUAGAAACAAGGCAGCCCGAGAGGAUACACCUUCGGACAUGGGUUCUGACUCUGGUUAA
This is a messenger RNA of Gloeophyllum trabeum ATCC 11539, 603 nucleotides long. RefSeq lists its product as uncharacterized. The transcript has 4 exons. The coding region runs from base 1 to 603 and encodes 200 amino acids. Lineage: Eukaryota; Fungi; Basidiomycota; Agaricomycetes; Gloeophyllales; Gloeophyllaceae. The record is from RefSeq and is a predicted model, not a curated record.